Messenger RNA from Macrosiphum euphorbiae (potato aphid), 5163 nucleotides. Lineage: Eukaryota; Metazoa; Arthropoda; Insecta; Hemiptera; Aphididae. The record is from the annotation of a GenBank genome assembly.
AUGACUCCUCCCAUUUCUUCAAAAUUAAGCAAACUACUAAAGAAAAGAUCUUCCAUCAAAUCAUCUGUUGAAGUGAUUCGCAAUUAUGUUAACAGUUUCAACAAAACCACACAAUCAAGUCGUCAACUUCAAAUAAGACUUAAAUCAUUAAUUCAAUACAUUUCUGAAUUUAAUGAAAUUCAACAAGGCAUCUCAGAUCUGGACCAAGGGCAAGAAGAUGAAGCUGCGCGACUGGAGUUUGAGGACAUGAAUAUGACACUAUUAGCUAACAUGGAAGACAUGGUCGUUGAAAUGAGUACUGCAACAGUUAUAAACACAUCACAUUCUUCUAGUGCGUCAGGCGGAGAGACAGUAAGGUUGCCAAUGAUACAGCCUCCGACAUUCAAUGGAAGCUUGGAGGACUGGUCAUCAUUCAUUGAUACAUUCAAUGCUUUAUUCCACAAUAAUGCACAGUUGAACGAUGUUCAACGACUGCACUACUUGAAGUCUAGUGUAACGGGUUCAGCAGCUGAUAUUAUAAAAAACUUUUCUAUAACAUCGGAAAAUUACAACGUUGCUUACAACGAAUUAGUACGCCAAUAUGAAAACAAAGGUCUCACCAUCCAGAGCCACAUUCGAUCACUUCUCCAUUCUCCUAAAGUAAAUGCACCAUCUGCAGUUGAGCUUCGCAACUUACAUCAUCAUGUAGCGUCACAUGUCCGUGCUCUCAAGGCGUUGGGACAGCCAGUGCAACAUUGGGACGCAUGGCUUGUGACACUAAUAUGUGGCCAGCUUGAUUCUAUCACUGCCAGUGAGUGGCAACUGCGACAAGAUAAGGAGCUACCAUCUUACAAAGAUCUUGAGUCAUUCUUGGCAAAACGAGUAACUGCUUACGAAGUUGGUCUCAUAUCAAAUCCUUCAGUUGAAAAGGCUUCACGAGCAAAAAAUAGCAAUCAUAAUAACAAAAUAUUUUUUACUCACUCUGCCGAAGGAAAGGUAUUUAAGUGUCCUAUCUGCACACAACCUCAUAAAAUCUAUUCAUGUAAUAGUUUUCUGAAAAUGUCAAUUGCUGAAAGAAAAAACGCCGUUGCUGCUGCAAAAUUAUGUUACAACUGUUUAAACUAUGGACAUCAAAUUAAAGAUUGUCGCUUGUCGUCAUGCCCAAAAUGCAAUAAACGGCACAAUUCAAAAUUACAUGAGGAUACCCCAUCGAACAAUUUACUGGCUGAAUCAAACUGCGCUGAAAUAGACACGAGUGGGAGUGCACCCAGUUCAGUAUUUUUAGCAGGUGCUACUAAUAGUCAAAACUCUGAUGUCAAAUUUAAUGUCAUGUUGUCAACGUCCAUCAUUAUGGUCCAAGAUCCAGCUGGAAAUUGGCAUAAGUGUAGAGCCAUCCUAGAUUCUGGAUCUCAACUUAAUUUUAUCACUAAUGAGUGUGCAAGGAGAUUAAAGUUACUAUCACAUGGCAACAAACAACAAUUCAUUACUGGUAUCGGCUCCAUAAGUUCAUCAGCUUCAAGUUCAUUCUCAGCAUCUAUUUCUUCACGAUUUUGUGUCCAUGAAGUGACUGCUGUCUUACAUUCAUUAUCUACAAUAGUAAAUGUAUUACCCUCCCAUAGGAUUGAACGGAGCGACAUUAUGUUGCCAAGACACAUUAUGGACGAACUUGCUGAUCCAAAAUUCGAUGAACCAGGCAGUAUUGAUAUAUUGCUUGGGUCAGAAAUAUUUUUCGACAUUUUGGGCACUGAAAAAUGGCCACUUACAGAAACGGCUUCGUUACGCAGCACCGAUUUUGGCUGGAUAGUCGUAGGAAAAAUGCCUAUUAAGUUCAGUCAAGUCAAGCAUAUAUCAAACGCUGUGUCUUCAAGUUCAUCCUUGUCUUUAUUUACCUCAGUAGCUGUACAGAAAACAGCCAAUGAACAAAAGGCAGAAGCGCAUUUUUUAUCAACAGUGGCACGAGACAAAAACGGCAGAUUUGUUGUGAAGCUACCGUUUGCCCAGGAUCCACAAGCAUUAGGCGACUCACGAAACAUGGCCCAAAAGCGAUUCUCAAAUCUAGAAAGACGUUUUGCAAAGGACCCAAGUCUCGCAAACGAAUAUAAGGCAUUCAUGACCGAGUACCUCGAGAUGGAUCAUAUGGAAGUCGCCACCAACACUACCAAUCCAUGUUAUUACUUACCUCAUCACGCUGUGUUGAAGGCGAAUAGCCUAACCACCAAACUUAGAGUAGUAUUUGAUGGAUCAGCUGCAUCAAACUCAGGGUUAUCAUUAAACGACAUUUUGUUAAAGGGACCAAAAUCCCAACCGGAUAUCAUCAACAUAUUAUUGCGGUUCCGUGUCCACAAUAUUGCAAUCACAGCAGAUGUGGAAAAAAUGUACAGGCAGGUGCGAGUGGCAGAUGAAGACUGUGACUUCCAGCGUAUAUGUUAUCGUGCUAAUCCACAUGAUCAGUUGACAGAAUAUAAACUGAAGACUGUAACAUACGGUACCAAAGCCGCCUCAUUUUUAGCUACUCGGUGUCUCACUAAAGUCGCUGAUGAAGUGAAUGAUGCCUCAAUUAGGAGAAUCAUUUCUCAGGACUUUUAUGUGGACGAUCUGAUAAGUGGUGGAGAGUCAAUAGAAGCAGUGCACAAUAUCUACCGCCAGCUGCAUUCUACUCUAAUGCAAUAUGGAUUUCCACUCCGAAAGUGGUGUUCAAGCUCCCGCCAACUUAUUGAUCUCAUACCACAACAACAAAGCGACAGCAAUUUUCUCAUAAACAUGAGCGAGGAUGACACAAUAGGGACAUUGGGUCUUCUAUGGCAACCAGCAUCAGACAAUUUUCUAUUUCUAGUUAAACAAUGGUGUCCAGUAGCCAGAAUGACAAAACGAUCUCUUUUAUCUGACAUCAGUAAGGUGUUUGAUCCAAUUGGUUUGUUGUCUCCCGUGUUAAUCAGAGGAAAAAUUUUCUUGCAGCAAUUGUGGUCAUUAAAAAUCAGCUGGGAUGAUGUGCUCUCUGAAGAUUUACAAAAUCGUUGGACAAAAUUUUAUACUAGUUUGCAGUACUUAAAUCAGGUGAUCGUUCCAAGGAAGGUCAUGAUGUCUCCUUCGUCAAACAUUCAGCUCCAUGCCUUUAGUGAUGCUUCCCAAGAAGCAUUCGGAGCUUGUGUUUAUAUGCGUUCAAUGAAAUCUGAUGGCAGUAUUGACGUUCGAUUAUACACCUCAAAGUCCAGAGUAGCCCCUAUGAAACCAUCAACUAUUCCGAGAUUGGAAUUAUGCGGAGCAUUAUUAGCAGCAGAACUCGCCAAUGACACAUCAGCUGAACUCAAAGCGCUAAAUGUCAAUGUGCCACCAAUCGAUGUAUACUUAUGGUCAGACUCUUCUAUAGUAAUUGCUUGGAUACAGAGCCAGUCUCUAUUUUCGGCUUAUAUAUCAAACAGGCUUGCUCGAAUCCUUGACGUUUCGUCUCCUGACCAGUGGCAUCACGUGCCUACGAAGGAAAACCCAGCAGACUUAAUUUCUCGGGGGAUUGAUGCUGCAUCCAUUUCACAGUCGAAAUUGUGGUGGCAUGGACCCUAUUGGCUGAUGCAAGGAAAAGGCAGGUGGCCUAACAGCUAUCAAACACCAGAUACCCUUCCUGAAGUUCGUGCAGUAAAGCUGGUACUCACAGCAUCAGAUACACCUGCACCUUGGUUGUUAGAGAAAUACUCAAGUUGGUCAACAUUGCUUAGAAUUACAGCUUUAGUACAGCGCUUUAUCAAUAAUUGCAAAUUUUCGCUUUUAAACAAACGCGAUAGACGUACAGUUGGCUUUUUAACCAUCACAGAAAUUGCAGAUGCUGAACGAUUCUGGGUAACUAAUGCUCAAAUCAGCGCAUUUGAUGAUGAGUUGUCUUCUUUAAAGGCAGGUAAGCUGGUACGUCGUUGUAGUCCACUAUUCAGACUAAGUCCAUUUAUCGAUGAACAUGGAGUGAUAAGAGUAGGUGGUCGCCUGGUGAACUCGCCCAUAAGUUAUGACUCAAGGCAUCCAAUGGUAUUGCCUUCAAAAAGCAUGGUAACCAAGAUGAUCUUCAAUUAUGAGCAUCGUCGCUUAAUGCAUGCUGGCCCUCAAGCAUUACUUGCUCAUGUGUCACGAAAGUACUGGCCUCUUAGAGGAAGAGAAAUCGCUAGAAAAACAGUCCAUCAUUGUUUACAAUGUUUCCGCACAAAGCCGAUAUUCCUCUCGCCAGUGAUGGCCCCGUUACCACGUGAAAGAGUCACCAUUAGUCGGGCAUUCUCGAAAACAGGAGUGGACUAUUGUGGCCACAUCAUGGUGAGAAGUGGACUUAGAAGAGUCACACCAAAAAAAAGUUACAUAUGCGUGUUUGUAUGUAUGGUAACAAGAGCAAUACAUUUAGAAUUGGUUUCCUCAUUAACAACAGAAGACUUUCUUGCCACACUCUCCCGUUUCAUGGCUCGGCGAGGACAAAUUUCAGUGCUGUAUAGUGACAAUGGCACAAAUUUUGUUGGUGCUGAUCGAGCAUUACAAUCUCAAUUUAAAGCACAUAAAAAAGACAAAGCUGUAAAUGACUACUUAAGCAUUAACGCCAUCCAGUGGAAAUUCAUACCAGCAGCAGCGCCUCACUUCGGAGGCCUGUGGGAAGCGGCAGUCCAAUCAGCAAAGCGGCAUUUAUAUCGAGUAUCAAAGGGAGUGUUAUUAACCUAUGACGAAACCACGACGUUACUUUGCAAGGUAGAGGCCGCAUUAAACUCAAGGCCCUUGACACCUAUGUCGUCAGAUCCUGGUGAUUUAAACGUAUUAACACCUGGGCAUUUCCUGGUCGGUGGCCCUUUAAUGUUGCCUCCUGAACCUGACCACUCGACAGUUCCUCAAAACCGAUUGCGCAGAUUCAAGCUUAUGCAAGCACAAUUUCAAAUAUUUUGGAAGCGAUGGCUGUCAGAGUACCUGCCCCAAUGUCAAAGGAAGGGAAAAUGGCUAAAAAGAACUCGAAGUGCUGUGGUCGGCGACAUUGCAAUAUUAAAAAACGAAUUGUUACCACCGUUACAAUGGCCUCUGGUCCGGAUAACAGAGAUUCAUCCAGGGCGAGACGGUAUUGUUAGAGCAGUCACUGUGCGCAACUCUGCGGGUCAAUUAUUCAGCCGUCCAGUGGUGAAGUUGGCAUUUCUACCAACACCUGAAGAUGAGAAUCAGGAUACAGCUGUCUAG